Molecule: messenger RNA, 411 nt
Organism: Strongyloides ratti
Lineage: Eukaryota; Metazoa; Nematoda; Chromadorea; Rhabditida; Strongyloididae
Exons: 1
Coding region: 1-411 (136 amino acids)
Source: RefSeq, a predicted model, not a curated record
AUGAAUGACAAAAAAUCUGGAGAUGAAGAUGAAAGUCAUACUGAUGACACAUUACCAUUAGAUUCUGGCAUAUUAAAAGAUGUAUACACAGGUAAAAUAAAAUUAAAAAAAAGUUUAGCUAAGGUAGAACAUAUCGGACCACUUGGAGAUUUAAAUACCAUGAUACAAUUCAAUAAUACAUAUUUUCAUGAAUAUAUGAUAUUUAGUAAUACAAUUCGGUCAAUGAUUAAUGUUAUAGAUGUUGAUUCUCUACCUCAAAAUGACAUGAAAAUGGAUUCUGAUGAAAGUGAAGGUAAAAUGUCAGUAUCAUUUGCAGCCUUACCAGAUAUAAUAAUUAACUAUAAUCGUGUAUUUUUUGGUGAAUAUGAUGAAAAUCCAUAUGUUUGUACAUUCAUGUCUAUAACUGAAUAA